UCACCCACCCGGAAGUCGAGGCCGGGCCGGGCCGGCCGCGGUGGCCCGGGGGCGCAGCCAUGGCGGUGGCGCUGGCCCCGGUGGGCGCGCCGGGCGUCCCGGAGCCGGGCCCCGCGGAGGAGCUCGCCAAGCUCGAGUAUCUGUCCUUGGUGUCCAAGGUUUGCACCGAGCUCGACAACCACCUGGGGAUCAACGACAAGGACCUAGCUGAAUUUGUGAUCAGUCUAGCUGAGAAAAAUACCACCUUUGAUACUUUUAAGGCUUCGCUGGUCAAAAAUGGUGCAGAAUUCACGGAUUCUCUGGUCAGCAACCUGCUGCGCCUCAUCCAGACCAUGCGGCCACCGGCGAAGCCGUCCACGAGUAAGGAUCCAGUUGUAAAGCCCAAGACCGAGAAGGACAAGCUGAAGGAGCUGUUCCCAGGGCUCUGCCAGCCCGACAACCCUGCCGUGCGGACCAUGCUGGACGAAGAGGACGUGAAGGUGGCUGUGGAUGUCCUGAAAGAGCUGGAGGCCUUGAUGCCCAGCGCCGCAGGCCAGGAGAAGCCGAGGGACACGGAGCACCGGGACAAGACCAAGAAGAAGAAGCGGAGCCGGAGCCGGGACCGGGACCGGGAGCGAGACAGAGACAGAGACCACAGGCGCAGGCACCGGUCCCGCUCGCGUUCCCGGACCCGGGAGCGGAAUAAAGGGAAGUCCAGGUACCGGUCCAGAAGCAGGAGCCAGAGCCCCCCCAAGGAGCGCAAGGAGCCCCGGGACAAGUAUGGGGAGAGGAGCGUGGACAGGUGGCGGGAUAAGCAUGUGGACCGCCCGCCACCCGAGGAGCCAGCCAUCGGGGACAUCUACAACGGCAAGGUCACGAGCAUCAUGCAGUUCGGUUGCUUCGUGCAGCUGGAAGGGCUGAGGAAGCGUUGGGAAGGCCUGGUGCACAUCUCGGAGCUGCGGCGGGAGGGCCGUGUGGCCAACGUGGCGGACGUGGUGAGCAAAGGUCAGCGGGUCAAGGUCAAAGUGCUGUCCUUCACCGGGACCAAGACUAGCCUGAGCAUGAAGGAUGUGGACCAGGAGAGUGGGGAGGAUCUGAACCCCAAUCGCCGGAGGAACCUGGUCGGGGAGACCAAUGAGGAGACCUCGAUGCGGAACCCGGACAGACCCAGUCACCUGUCACUUGUGAGCGCUCCUGAGGUGGAGGAUGACUCACUGGAGCGCAAGCGUCUCACACGCAUCUCGGACCCCGAGAAGUGGGAGAUCAAGCAGAUGAUUGCGGCCAACGUCCUUUCCAAAGAGGAGUUUCCAGACUUCGAUGAAGAGACCGGUAUCCUCCCGAAGGUGGACGAUGAGGAAGAUGAGGACCUGGAGAUCGAGUUGGUGGAGGAGGAGCCCCCGUUCUUGCGGGGCCACACCAAGCAGAGCAUGGAUAUGAGCCCCAUCAAGAUCGUGAAGAACCCCGACGGCUCCCUGUCGCAGGCGGCCAUGAUGCAGAGCGCUCUGGCCAAGGAGCGGCGUGAGCUCAAGCAGGCGCAGCGCGAGGCGGAGAUGGACUCGAUCCCCAUGGGGCUGCACAAGCAUUGGGUGGACCCCCUGCCAGACGCCGAAGGCCGGCAGAUUGCGGCCAACAUGCGGGGAAUCGGGGUGAUGCCCAGCGACAUUCCUGAGUGGAAGAAGCAUGCAUUCGGCGGCAACAAGGCAUCGUAUGGCAAGAAGACACAGCUGUCCAUUGUGGAGCAGCGGGAGGGGCUGCCCAUCUACAGGCUGAAGGGGCAGCUGGUGCAGGCUGUGCACGACAAUCAGAUCCUCAUUGUCAUCGGAGAGACUGGGUCCGGGAAGACCACACAGAUCACCCAGUACCUGGCUGAGGCCGGCUACACGGCCCGGGGCAAGAUCGGCUGCACACAGCCGAGGCGCGUGGCUGCCAUGUCCGUAGCCAAGAGGGUGUCGGAGGAGUUCGGCUGCUGCUUGGGCCAGGAGGUGGGCUACACCAUCCGCUUCGAGGACUGCACCAGCCCCGAGACGGUCAUCAAGUACAUGACGGACGGCAUGCUGCUGCGGGAGUGCCUCAUCGACCCGGACCUGACGCAGUACGCCAUCAUCAUGCUGGAUGAGGCCCACGAGAGGACCAUCCACACCGACGUGCUCUUCGGGCUGCUGAAGAAGACCGUGCAGAAGCGGCAGGACAUGAAGCUGAUCGUCACCUCGGCCACCUUGGAUGCAGUGAAGUUCUCCCAGUACUUCUAUGAAGCGCCCAUCUUCACCAUCCCGGGCCGCACAUACCCCGUGGAGAUCCUGUACACCAAGGAGCCCGAGACCGACUACCUGGACGCCAGCCUCAUCACCGUCAUGCAGAUCCACCUCACCGAGCCACCAGGCGACAUCCUGGUCUUCUUGACUGGGCAGGAGGAGAUCGACACAGCCUGUGAGAUCCUGUACGAGAGGAUGAAGUCGCUGGGCCCUGACGUGCCCGAGCUGAUCAUCCUGCCUGUGUACUCCGCCCUGCCGAGCGAGAUGCAAACCCGCAUCUUUGACCCAGCCCCGCCGGGCAGCAGGAAGGUCGUGAUUGCCACCAACAUCGCAGAGACCUCCCUGACCAUCGACGGCAUCUACUACGUGGUGGACCCGGGGUUCGUGAAGCAGAAGGUCUACAACUCCAAGACGGGCAUCGACCAGCUUGUGGUGACGCCCAUCUCCCAGGCCCAGGCAAAGCAGCGUGCAGGCAGGGCUGGCCGCACGGGCCCCGGGAAGUGCUACCGGCUGUACACGGAACGUGCCUACCGCGACGAGAUGCUGACCACCAACGUGCCUGAGAUCCAGAGGACCAACCUGGCCAGCACUGUGCUGUCGCUCAAGGCCAUGGGCAUCAAUGACCUGCUGUCCUUCGACUUCAUGGACGCCCCACCGAUGGAGACCCUCAUCACAGCCAUGGAGCAGCUCUACACGCUGGGGGCCCUGGACGACGAGGGCCUGCUCACCCGCCUGGGCCGCAGGAUGGCGGAGUUCCCACUGGAGCCGAUGCUGUGCAAGAUGCUCAUCAUGUCGGUGCACCUGGGCUGCAGCGAGGAGAUGCUGACCAUCGUGUCCAUGCUGUCCGUGCAGAACGUCUUCUACCGGCCCAAGGACAAGCAAGCCCUUGCUGACCAGAAGAAGGCCAAGUUCCACCAGACCGAGGGUGACCACCUCACGCUGCUGGCUGUGUACAACUCUUGGAAGAACAACAAAUUCUCCAACCCCUGGUGCUACGAGAACUUCAUCCAGGCGCGCUCCCUGCGCCGGGCGCAGGACAUCCGCAAGCAGAUGCUGGGUAUCAUGGACAGGCACAAGCUGGACGUGGUGUCCUGCGGCAAGUCCACAGUGCGUGUGCAGAAGGCCAUCUGUAGCGGCUUCUUCCGCAACGCGGCCAAGAAAGACCCGCAGGAGGGCUACCGCACGCUCAUCGACCAGCAGGUGGUCUAUAUCCACCCCUCCAGCGCCCUCUUCAACCGGCAGCCUGAGUGGGUGGUGUACCAUGAGCUGGUGCUGACCACAAAGGAGUACAUGCGUGAAGUCACCACCAUCGACCCGCGCUGGCUGGUGGAAUUCGCACCCGCCUUCUUCAAGGUCUCCGACCCCACCAAACUCAGCAAGCAGAAGAAGCAGCAGCGCCUGGAGCCCCUGUACAAUCGCUAUGAGGAGCCCAACGCCUGGAGGAUCUCGAGGGCCUUCCGGCGGCGCUGAGGGCUAGGCCCACACCCCACCCUUGCGUGGAGGCCCUGCUCCUCUGGCUUCCCCCGGGGGUGGAGCCUGGCAUGGCUGGACUGCGGCCCCCACCUGUGCAGGACCAGGAGCCCUGUGUGGCCUUGGGGGGCAUCCCCCACGCCUCUG
Messenger RNA from Octodon degus (degu), 3848 nucleotides. It is a transcript of the gene Dhx8, whose product is annotated as DEAH-box helicase 8. NCBI's taxonomy places the organism in Eukaryota, Metazoa, Chordata, Mammalia, Rodentia, Octodontidae. The record is from RefSeq and is a predicted model, not a curated record. The coding region runs from base 60 to 3701 and encodes 1213 amino acids. The transcript has 23 exons. Gene Ontology annotation, biological process: mRNA splicing, via spliceosome; spliceosomal complex disassembly. Gene Ontology annotation, molecular function: ATP binding; RNA binding; RNA helicase activity. Gene Ontology annotation, cellular component: intracellular anatomical structure; catalytic step 2 spliceosome.